Monosiga brevicollis MX1 is the source of this 1352-nucleotide messenger RNA. RefSeq lists its product as uncharacterized. Gene Ontology annotation, molecular function: GTP binding; GTPase activity; G protein-coupled receptor binding. Lineage: Eukaryota; Choanoflagellata; Craspedida; Salpingoecidae. Gene Ontology annotation, cellular component: heterotrimeric G-protein complex. The coding region runs from base 183 to 1352 and encodes 389 amino acids. Gene Ontology annotation, biological process: adenylate cyclase-modulating G protein-coupled receptor signaling pathway. The transcript is spliced from 4 exons. The record is from RefSeq and is a predicted model, not a curated record.
GGGACGCUGGUCGUUCCGCUUUGCAACGCUGAGUUCUCGCCAAAGAACCCCUUUCCCGCAAGGCAGACAGUCGCAAGGGUAGACAACAAACUACUCGGUCCUUAGACGCGGCACCGCUGUCUUCUUUCCCUCUCCCUUUCUCUUUUGGGGAUAUACCAUCGACCCCACACACCACCGCCAACAUGGGCAUUUGCAUGAGUGCCGAGCAAAAGGCACAGCAGGCUCGUACUGCCGCCGUCGAGGCGCAGCUCGAGCGCGAUGCGCAACUGGCCUCUCGCACCAUCAAGCUCCUUCUUCUCGGCGCCGGUGAGUCGGGCAAAUCGACCCUGGUCAAGCAAAUGAAGAUUAUCCACGGCGACGGCUUUAGCAAUGAAGAGCUCAAGAGCUACAAGCCCACCAUCUGUGACAACCUCGUCCACAGCAUGCGCGCUGUUCUCGAAGCCAUGGGCCCGCUUGUCAUUGACAUUGGAGACCAGUCGAACCGCAAGCACGCCAAGGUUGUGCUCAGCUACAUUGAACUCGGCACCUCGGGCGGCCUCACCCCUGAACUCACCGAAGCCCUCAAGGCCCUUUGGGCAGACUCGGGCGUUCAAGAAUGCUUCCGCCGCUCCAACGAGUACCAGCUCAACGACUCAGCUGAAUACUUUUUCAAUAACAUUGACCGCAUUGCACAGAGCAACUACCUCCCCACCCAAGAAGACGUGCUCCGCGCCCGUGUGCGCACGACGGGCGUCAUUGAAACCACGUUCCGCUACAAAGACCUCAUUUACCGUAUGUUUGACGUCGGAGGCCAACGGUCCGAGCGUCGCAAAUGGAUCCACUGCUUCAAUGACGUCACCGCCGUGCUCUUUGUGGCCGCCCUCUCGGGUUACGACAUGAAAUUGUUCGAGGAUCAGGAGACAAACCGCAUCCACGAGUCCCUCACCCUCUUCGACGCCAUUUGCAAUAACUCGUUCUUCAUCAACACAGCCAUCAUUCUGUUCCUGAACAAGACAGAUCUCUUCUCGCAAAAGAUUGCCCGUACUCCGCUCAAGGACUACUUUCCGGAGUACGAUGGUCCUCCAAACAAUGCCUCAGAGGCCAAGAAGUUCAUUGCAGGCAUGUUCAAGCGCCUCAACAAAAACCCCAACAAGCCCGUAUAUGAGCAUUUCGUCUGCGCCACCGAGACACAGAACAUUCGCUACGUCUUUGACGCUGUCAAGACGGGCAGCCUCGGACGGCGGCAACACCACGCCAUCGUCGGUCGAAGACUCGUCCGCCUCAGCAACCAGGCCCAACACCUUCUUUGGGGCCAGGGAUGGCGGACUCAGUCGCAGCGUGCCCUUCAGCGACGCUGCCAGCGCAUGAACUGA